Spirometra erinaceieuropaei is the source of this 3447-nucleotide messenger RNA. Lineage: Eukaryota; Metazoa; Platyhelminthes; Cestoda; Diphyllobothriidea; Diphyllobothriidae. The record is from the annotation of a GenBank genome assembly.
AUGCCUCACAGCCAGAAUUCCGACUGUACAAACGAAUGCCAUACAGGCAUUUACGGCGUAGAGACGCCUCCGCCCCGGAGUCCCAUCGUCCUUUCGCUCAGCUUCAUUUCCACAGCCCUGAUCUUUAUAGCCGUGCAUGCAUGCACUCUCGCGUAUGUACAAAAUGUCGGUAAGUUAUGCGUAAAAUGAUUCAUUCCCCAGAUAGAAGGAUCGAGUUUAUUUUCUGAUUUACAUACUUUACCCUUUGCUAGGUAACUAUGUUAGAAUGACAUAAAGCCCCUUCAACAUCAUCAUGCGUCACGUAGCGUCUCGCCUAAAUGGGGCUACUGACCUACUAUCUUUGCAGUUCACACAUUCAGCCCUAAGAACCGCCAUUAGAGGUCGACUGGCAGAAUAUUUUGUAGGCAUCGCCCAUGCAGAAGUUCCUGACACGUGACUUACAUCCCCAACAAAGGCUUGAUGCUCUCCAGACAGAAUUAACCCGUCAAGUCCAUUGAGUUGCAGAAUGUCCAAGCUUUCACUGACUGAGAAAUGGUGACCCUAUGCCCUCACUCAUUAUUGUCGCGUCUGUUUUCCGAAAUCUGGUGCGUGAGCUUCAAGUGAUGUUGCAUUUGAAUGUCUGUGUCCCGGGCAUAAUUAUUCAAAGUUAUAUACACAAACCAUGUUAACGUGAACACUUUUCUUGACUUAGCACCGACGAUUGUGAACUCGAUGUACGGCCUCAUCGGAACGAGUCUAGCGUUUAAUAUCCUCUUUCUCAUCGUCGCGGUGAUAGCUGCGCUUCGACGAAAAACAGUGCAUUACUUCUUUGUGUCCAAUGUCCUCUUUCUACUAAUGUGUGAGUUGUUUCUUAUAAUUUAAUCUUCAUUCGAAUUCCACUUGCAGUCAUACCAAUAUUUCCUUCUUUUUACUGUUACGACCGGGUAUGUCGAGGAGGCAGUUUCGGCUUCCCUUGGAUACCAAAAGAUAAUACGCUUAAGAAGGCAGGACUACAGUAGAAGAUACCGUUGGAACAUAAUCAGUCAUAGAAAACGCAAACCCGCAGAAAAUUCUUCUGUUGUGUGUUUGACCAUCUUGCUGCCAGACGGACUAUGUGGCAAGCAAAUGCUUCUGGUUAUGGCAACAGUAUAUGCACGGGCGUCAAACGACCCUCUUCCACCCCGCCUUAAACUCUUGUGGUUGUUGAAUUUGGGCCGUCAUAAUGCGAGUGGUGUUAGGACAAAGUCAAGAAGAUCGGGAUCAGGCGCAAGGCUAAGCAGCCCGUUUGUGUGCUGCACACACGGCCUGGUCCCCACUGAACGAACCAGGUUUGUACAAAAUAGGCGAAGGUUUGGAUCUAGGGAGAUAAGACGAUAUUCGAGGACUACCGCGGCAAAAGCCUCAUCGACGUUGCUGCGAAGAUCUUCACUAUUUUCCUACUCAGGCGAUUCUAGUCUGUGCGUGAUUCUAGGUCGAGGCCCAACCAAGCCCCAUUCUGUGCUGGACGUGGAUGCGCGGACUAGAUAUUCACACGGAGGCGUACUCUCGAAAUUCGCCAUAGCUGCCAGCAACCGACGACCGUCUGCUUUGUUGACUCUGCUGCCGCGUUCGAUUCCGUCCAUCGUGAGUCCCAAUGGCGGAUAAUGACGCUAGAUUAUGUAGCGCCAAGAAUCAUCGCCAUUAUCAAGGCCUAUUAUCGCUCCGCAACAAUCUUACCCAACCGUGCCGUAUACGGUCUGGCGUCCGGCAGGGUUGUAUCCUGUCGCCCAUCCUGUUCAACGACGCUAUUGACUGGGUUCUCGGGACGGCCCUACACGAGAGUGAGGAUGUUGAAUUUGCAACCGAACAACGGAUGACUGAUCUCGAGUAUGCCGAAGGUAUCGCCUUACUUGCUUCAAGUUUUGGUGAUUUGCAGUCUAUGGUGUCACGAGUGAAGGCGGUCGCUAAAUCAGUCGGUUAGUCCAUAAACGCUGGGAGAACCAAAGUGUUUUCGAGCUGCAUCCCUGACCGGGAGAAAGCACCCCUCGGGAAUGAUGGCUGUCAAAUUGAAGAAGUAGACAUUUUUAAAUACCUUGGGCUAGGCUGUUGCCUAAUAAGACAGAGUAAGGACGAAAUUGUCUCCCGAAUCGAUGCUGCCCUCUGGGUUUUCUCAAGCCUUCGGAAAUGCCUAUGGAACCGACGUGACCUCUGAAUCACCACUAAGAUUCGCAUGUACCGUGCAUCUGUCCGGUCUAUCCUUCUCCACGGUUGUGAAUACUGGGCUUUGCGCGUGGAGGACGAGGGAAAACUGGAGGUAUUUGACCACCACUGCUUGAGGACCAUCCUUCGAGUGAAGUUCACCGACUUCAUCUCAAAUAAGACAGUCCGCGCUCGCUGCGACAACAUCACAAGGAUAACACAGGCCAUCCUAGAAAGACGACUGAGGUGGUUUGGGCAUGUUCUUCGUCGGCCACCUCAGGAGCUCAGUGUUACUGCCCUCGAUCCGGCACUGUUACCACAUUACAGCGUCGAAGAGGGGGUCAACUCAAAACCUGGCACGACACUUUUCGUUAAAACUUGGAGGUGCUUCUUGGACCUCCGGUAUUCGGUCUUCGUCGUUGAUGAAGAGAAUGGGUUGCACCAUCUAGAUUUGCUGCCCGGGAUCGUUGCACGUGGAGAGGCAUAGUUACGGAUAUCAUCAAGGCCGGCUAGAUCAGGCAUGAUUGCAGCCGCACCAAGUACAAGUGAGCACCCAGGCACGAAGGCAGUGUGAAAACUCAUCAUCGCAUAUUCAAGAAGGACCCAAGCUGCGUAGACCUGAAUAAGAGUUAAGAAAAGGACGCGCCUGCUCGAUAUUAGUCAAAAACGAAAAGAAAGUAUUUUUUAGCAACCAUGGGGGGUUAGAGGAAACGGCAUUCUACUUAAGUACAAACCAUGAUCCGACAGUUGGACUGUCCAAACAACGACGUACGCCAGGUACACCUCGGCGUGGCCACAACGUCAGUGGCUUGCGCAUGACUUGCAACUGACUUGCACAGAAUCCACCACGCCCUCCGCGCUACCAUUCGCCUUGCCCCGAUAGCAAGACACAGUCAAGACAACCGAGAUUUGGCCCUAACUCGGGGGCUGACAAUAACAAACAACCUGUGCAAGCGUGCAUCACAUCCGACUGAAUCCCCACAGAAUGUACCAGGCUUCUAGCCAAGCAGCUUACAUUUAAAAAUAUCUUCCAACCAAAAGACCUCUCCUUUUAUAAAUCCCUGUAGAGACGUGUAAAUGGAAUUUCCGACUGUAACUUUUCUGGGAAGAUAUUAGAUUUCUCAUGUUGCUUCCCUUCUAGGUCUGUUUGACCUCGUUACCGCGAUUGUCUACAUCGUCGAGGCCUGCGACCAAAGGGAUCUUAUUGUCAGUUGGCCAGCAUGUGCUCCUGCGAUGAGCAUCAUUCUCCUUCCUCUGAUUGCCGAGGUCGUUAUGUUUGAAGCGAGAUGA